Molecule: messenger RNA, 1857 nt
Organism: Bufo bufo (common toad)
Lineage: Eukaryota; Metazoa; Chordata; Amphibia; Anura; Bufonidae
Gene: GATAD1
Product: GATA zinc finger domain containing 1
Exons: 7
Coding region: 174-953 (259 amino acids)
Biological process (GO): chromatin organization; regulation of DNA-templated transcription
Cellular component (GO): nucleus
Molecular function (GO): zinc ion binding; sequence-specific DNA binding
Source: RefSeq, a predicted model, not a curated record
CCGUGACCCGGAUGUACUCGCUGUGCGCUCAGACUACGGAGGCCGUGUUGUGUUUACGGCGGUGCCGCUCCUCCUGGUGGCCUGAGAGGAAUCCGUAACCGACCUCCGGGGAUUGCAGGUCUGUCCAUCCUGAGGUGAUAUGUAGAUGAACGGACAUUGACAAUUUGCAAAAGAUGCCCCUUGGACUGAAGCCAACAUGCACCAUGUGCAAAACCACCUCCUCGUCCAUGUGGAAGAAAGGAAGCCAGGGAGAGAUCCUCUGCAACAGCUGCACCGGGAAAGGCAGCUCCGGGGGUGGUAACUACACCGGCAGCACCGCGGCAAGCAGCACUGGCACAAGUUUUGCCAGUACUUCGACUGCCCAGCAGAGUAAUGGAGGCAGCACCAAACAGUCCAAGCAGGAAAUCCACAGGAGAUCGGCCAGACUGAGGAACACGAAAUACAAGUCUGCCCCAGCGGUUGAAAAGAAGGUUUCCACCAAGGGAAAAGGCAGGCGACAUAUAUUUAAACUGAAAAACCCUAUUAAAGCUCCAGAAUCUGUGUCUACAAUAGUGACUUCUGAUUCCAUCUUCCACAAGGGUCUGUAUUAUCAGACUGGGGAUGUGAUUUCGGUCGUGGAUGAUGAUGACGGUAAAAUAUACUAUGCCCAGAUCAGGGGCUUUGUUCAGGAUCAGUACUGUGAGAAGAGUGCAGCCCUGACAUGGCUCAUCCCUACAGCCUGCAGCCCAAAGGACCGCUUUGAUCCAGCGACCUACAUCGUCGGUCCAGAUGAAGAUCUUCCUCGGAAAAUGGACUGUUUGGACUUUGUGUGCCAUGCCCCAUCUGAAUACUUCAAGUCCCGAUCAUCGCCGUUUCCCACACUACCCUCCCGGCCUGAGAGAGGGUAUAUCUGGACUCACGUCGGCCCCACCCCUGCAAUCAAUAUCAAGGAUGCUGUUGGCAACCAUUUAUGAUUGUGUCUGGACACUGGUGGUGACCCUGAUAAACGAGGGGUCGGUCAUGUAACACAGGAAGGUUUGUGGAAUCGCAAUAAGGACUCUCCUUCCAGCUUCUGUAGAUUAGAGCGAAAGCCAUAAACCAGUCACAGCAUGGCGCAGGAGCUAUUCGGAUGCAGGAAUGGCCCCCAUAGUCCUGUAGCGCCCUCUAUAGGGCUUCAGUCCACAGGGUAAACAGUGGCGUAAAAAUACACAGUCUUCAGAAGUGACUUGUAGUGAGGAGCAACAGAGGAUCAGAUACAUGUGAAUUGUUGGGGUGUGCCCUAGGGGAAGCACAGAGCCUCACUUUUGGAUAAGGUCGUGAUCAGUGAUCGGUGCAGCCGCUCGGCUUUUGAUAUUUUCUCCUUUUUUACCUUUUUAUCAUGGUACAUUUUGAUAAUCUGUCACUAAAUACAAGCUGCAGCGAGAUCACGUAGCAAGGUGUUUGCUUUAUAAACUCUGAGUGUAUCACGAUAUAAUGUACGUCGGUGACAGGCAUGUCUGAACCCGAGAGAUUAGCAGAACUGUAUAGGCGCCGCUUCUCCCUGCCUACAGAAUCUGUUCAGACCGCUUUUGCCGGACGUUCCAUCUCCUCUGCCAACCAGUGAUAGGACACAGUACUUUUUAAUACACGCUACAGCUGCUGAAGAACCUCUUUUAUGAACUGUACUGUGUUCCAGCUGCUGCAGAACAUCAUCAUGCACACACACAACAAUCUAUGCUGGGCAGGAAUCGUCCCGUUUUACUCUUCAAAAAGAGUUUCGGCAGCAGCUGAGGUGGGAUUUAUAAGAAGCAAUAUACUCCUUACUAUCAGUAUCCCAUAUACAGCAACCUUGUGUCUGUGUAGAGAUUAUAUAGAAUAAAGAAAAAUGGCAGCACUCCC